AAGAUCAUAUCGUUACACCCUUCGAAAAAGCAAAAGCCAUUAACUAACAGCCGGUUUCUCCUAAAGAUCCUCAUUAGUCUCUUAGUCUGUUAGCGAUACCAUUGCUGACCAGAGGCCGAGGGGCUUUGGAGAAGUAUAGCGUUAGUUGUAACUUGCAAGCAACUAGUCCGAAGCCCGUAUAUCUCCAUCGGAUCCUGUCCCCCCCACCGCUACACCUGAUAGGCCGCCAAUAUCACUGUUGGUGUUCGGCUUUUGUCGCAAUAAUUCAAAAUUGACUUCGUAUCUGUCUGGUUCGGACCAUUGUGUUGAUACCGUCAUCGGCCCGCAUCCGUACCGUCAGCACCUAUUCGCAUCAUAUCGUUUCGAUCUUGACCCCGGUCUCGACGUUGACCUCGACCCUUGCCCUCCUACCCCCCUACUCCUCAUCAUCACACAUCAUGUCCCGGCCUGCUAAGUCAGUUGGUUCCGCUUCUGUUGGCUCUAAUGGUACCGGAUACUCGUCGUACGCCGGGUACGCCGCGUCAACCGAUAGCAACUACACGGUAGCUACCCAGUACACCAAUUAUAGUGAAGACGCCUAUAACAUGUUACAACCCCCGCCACCUGGGACAUGCCCUUUGCCAUGCGAAUUCGUUGGAAUAGGGAGUUGUGAUGUCCAAUUUCAUUACGAAGAUACAGAGGCGUGGAUCAACCACAUCAUCUCCGACCAUCUUCAAAACAAGCUUCCCCAAAAGGUAGACUGUUGGUUCUGCAACGAGUACUCUUUCGACAGCAAGGAUUCUCGAGGACCUCGCGGUGACCGUCUAGCGAAUUUCUAUAAUAGGAUGGAGCAUAUUCGCAGCCAUAUCGCAGAUGGCAAGACGGCUCUCGACAUGGUUCCGGAUUUUCAUAUGCUUGAUCACUUGCACAAGCAUAGAUUAAUUUCAGAGCAACGGUUUAAUGAAAUCAAGAGGGCAUAUCAUGGGCUGCCAUGCCCCCGUGAUCAUAUGAUUGGUAUUUUCACCUCCGGCUUUGUACCGCCAGAGAGGCGCCAGCAAGCGGAACGCUCGAAUAUGGUUCAAAUAGAUCAUGUUAAAGAAGAGAGGCAACGGAAGAAAGAUAGAAGGAAGAGAUGACUUCCUUAAAGGCAAAAUCAAUCGCCGUUUGCGGCGGCGAAUUGAGGGGAGGGAGUAAGGCUAUAAGCGCCCAGCAUACCCA
Molecule: messenger RNA, 1197 nt
Organism: Annulohypoxylon maeteangense
Lineage: Eukaryota; Fungi; Ascomycota; Sordariomycetes; Xylariales; Hypoxylaceae
Exons: 1
Coding region: 438-1115 (225 amino acids)
Source: RefSeq, a predicted model, not a curated record